Molecule: messenger RNA, 1503 nt
Organism: Lycium barbarum (goji berry)
Lineage: Eukaryota; Viridiplantae; Streptophyta; Magnoliopsida; Solanales; Solanaceae
Product: cytochrome b561 domain-containing protein At4g18260-like
Exons: 4
Coding region: 321-902 (193 amino acids)
Molecular function (GO): transmembrane monodehydroascorbate reductase activity
Source: RefSeq, a predicted model, not a curated record
CAACCACUUAAUAUUCAGAAAUCUCUCCUUUCUACUCUGACUAUAUAUCUUCUACUCAGAUACUCCGGAUUCUCACCACAAAAAGAAAAGCAUGUCAUAAGGUCCCCCCACCAGGUUGAAAUCAAACCUAAUUCCCAUUCCCUACUUCCUUUUCCUCACUAUAAAAAUAUGCACUAUAAAUAACCAGUAAUCUGAACAUUAUGCCCAAACAAAACAUUCAUUCAUUUGUCUAAAGCAUAUCACAUUGGCCUCUUUGCAGAAUUGAGGAUAACAACUGCUUAGAAAAAAGUAUUUUUGUUCUUCUAUCUGUUUAAACUUCUAUGUUGCCAUUUCAAAUUAUCCUACAUGGAUUUCUUCUCUGGGCUUCCAUGGGUUUCUUGAUGCCUAUAGGGAUUCUUGUAAUAAGAAUGUCAAAUAGAGAGGAAUGUGAAAGAAGGCUAAAGAUUAUUUUCUAUGUUCAUGCUACUUUACAGAUACUAUCUCUUCUCCUUGUAACAGUAGCAGCAAUCAUGUCGAUAGAAAGCUUUGACAACUCUUUCACAAAUAAUCACCAAAGGAUUGGCUUAGCUUUGUAUGGUGCCAUAUGGCUGCAAGCAGCUACUGGAGUUUAUAAGCCUGACAGGGGAAGCAAAGGAAGGAGUAUAUGGUUUCCAAUUCACUGGCUUCUUGGAGUUACAGUUUCUUUACUGGGAAUCAACAACAUAUAUACAGGUUUACAGAACUAUCACACGAGAACAUUGAGAAGCACAAGUGUUUGGACCUUGGCUUUCACAGUUGAGAUUGUUGUUAUCCUGUUCAUCUAUCUACUCCAAGAAAAAUGGCAAUAUAUAAAGCAAAUCAGGAGUGAUUUAGUCAAUGAAACAGUAACGGCAAGCGAAUUAAGAAACAUCUUCAACAGAUAAGAAAAGGAAAUGUCAUCAUCAUAGCCAUGUUAAGGCUUACAGACAAACAAAAUUUGAUUUUUACUAACAUUAAUUGAAUUAUAUCCAACGUUGUUACAAUUUCAGAACAGAUAUGAGAGUUUUGUGUACUAUCAAUGUAGAGCAUCAUAUACAGCAAAUAGUAUGAGAGACUUUUUGUGUACUUUGUAGAUAAUAAAAUUCGCAUCGAGAAAAUAAUAAUCAAGACAGGAAAAUAUCGCAAUAAUCGUUGUAUUUGAUUUCAGAAUAUGAGUGUUACAAUCUCUAUGAAUCCUCUGAUUAAUCUUUUCAAUAAUGAAUUCAAGGGCUUUUGAGCUUAAUCUUGAACUUGAGGGAUUUGGUCUUGACUUGUACUUGAAUUCAAGGGCUUUUGAGCUUGAUCUUGAAUUUAUGUUGCAUUUGAUUUUGAUUUGAAUUGAUUCAUCACGAACACUUUGAUUGCCGCCACGAACAAGUGAAUUUGAUCUUGAAUGCCUUGAUAUUUGGUUUGACUUCGUUCUUGAUCUUCGGAUAUUUGAAACUUGUAGAGAAAUGCUUGCAGCUUGUAGAAAACUUGUAGUGUUUGAUCCACGAGCUCCCUCUG